ACACAUGUAUAAAGGCUUCCCGCCGGAAGUGAUUAGCCCUUUUCUUAGCGAUCCAACAUGGCGGACCAGGGUGAGAAGAAGGAGAACCCCAUGAGAGAGCUCCGCAUCCGCAAGCUGUGCCUGAACAUCUGUGUGGGAGAGAGCGGAGACAGACUGACCCGAGCUGCCAAGGUGCUGGAGCAGCUCACAGGACAGACCCCCGUCUUCUCCAAGGCUCGCUACACCGUGAGGUCCUUCGGUAUUCGCAGAAAUGAAAAGAUUGCCGUUCACUGCACGGUCCGUGGAGCCAAAGCAGAGGAGAUCCUGGAGAAGGGGCUGAAGGUGCGCGAGUACGAGUUGAGGAAGAACAACUUCUCCGACACGGGAAACUUUGGCUUCGGCAUCCAGGAGCACAUCGAUCUGGGCAUCAAGUACGACCCCAGCAUCGGGAUCUACGGACUGGACUUCUACGUGGUUCUGGGCAGACCCGGUUUCAGCAUCGCCGACAAGAAGCGGAAACAAGGCCGCAUCGGCUUCAAGCACCGCAUCCGCAAAGAGGAGGCCAUGCGCUGGUUCCAGCAGAAGUACGACGGCAUCAUCCUCCCCGGGAAGUAACGGCGCUCCUGCUCAUCUUCGUUCUUGUGACAAACAAAUAAACCAGAAAACUCAAAAA
This is a messenger RNA of Nematolebias whitei (Rio pearlfish), 652 nucleotides long. RefSeq names its product ribosomal protein L11 (gene rpl11). The transcript is spliced from 6 exons. Gene Ontology annotation, molecular function: RNA binding; structural constituent of ribosome. Gene Ontology annotation, biological process: translation. Bases 58 to 594 code for a protein of 178 amino acids. Gene Ontology annotation, cellular component: ribosome; cytosolic large ribosomal subunit. The record is from RefSeq and is a predicted model, not a curated record. NCBI's taxonomy places the organism in Eukaryota, Metazoa, Chordata, Actinopteri, Cyprinodontiformes, Rivulidae.